Ornithorhynchus anatinus (platypus) is the source of this 867-nucleotide messenger RNA. RefSeq names its product V-type proton ATPase subunit e 1. The record is from RefSeq and is a predicted model, not a curated record. Gene Ontology annotation, molecular function: proton-transporting ATPase activity, rotational mechanism. Gene Ontology annotation, biological process: proton transmembrane transport. The transcript is spliced from 4 exons. The coding region runs from base 44 to 289 and encodes 81 amino acids. Lineage: Eukaryota; Metazoa; Chordata; Mammalia; Monotremata; Ornithorhynchidae. Gene Ontology annotation, cellular component: proton-transporting V-type ATPase, V0 domain.
GCGGUCGGGGUCGGGGGUCGGGGGUCGGAGGUGGUGGGUGGUCAUGGCGUCCGGGGGCCUGACGGUGCCCAUCAUCGUGCUGAGCGUCUUCUGGGGGGUGGUGGGGGCCGUCCUCCCCUGGCUCGUCCCCAAGGGCCCCAACCGCGGUGUGAUCAACACCAUGCUGGUGACCUGUGCCGUCUGCUGCUACCUCUUCUGGCUGAUUGCAAUCCUGGCCCAACUCAAUCCUCUCUUUGGACCCCAAUUGAAGAAUGAAACCAUCUGGUAUCUCCAGCAUCACUGGCCUUGAGGAGGGGGGAGGAGGAUGGUCUCCGGGCUCACAGUGAACUAGGGAAGGUCGUCCCUCUAUCUGCGAGAGGACCAGAGGCUGCCUUAACCCGCCUUCCUUAAAUGUAGUAUUCCACUGGAAUUGCCUUACUCAAGUAGUCCACUGUUUUCUCUCUCCUGCAUUUUUACACUGUCAAACACAGAGUGCCUCCCCUAUUUAAACUGUACCAAAUACAGAGAGAGAGUGUGUUUGUGUGUGUUUUCACACUUCCCGCUGCAGGGAAAGGGGGACUUCUUUUGGUGACUUGUCAGAGCGGAGAUUGUGCCCCUUCUGUCCCCAGGAGCUCUGAGUAUCAGCUAGUGUUUUCUUCUCUCCCUCCCCCGUUUGAAGUGUGAUGGGCACAGCUCCUGCCCACAGGAGACUUCCAGCCAUCCACCCCGCGGCAGCCCUGGGUUCGGGGCAACAGAUGGGGGAGGAAGGGUCGGGAGCCACUGUUCUGUAAUGGGUGGCAUUUUCUCCCAAACUGGAUUUGCAGGACUGUGAUCUUCUCAUUUCUGCCUUCACCUUUUAGAAUAAAAGAUGUUUCUACUUUCUCUGGA